AUGUCGUUCCAACCGUUUCGACUGAUGGACCUCCCGGCCGAGCUGCGAUUGCAGGUGUAUCGAUCUUUACCCCGACAGAUAAAGCACACGCAUAUCAGGGUUUCGGACGCUCCGCGACCGAAAACCAUUAAAGUCAUUCUCAUCACGAGACAUAUACCGACAGCAAUCCUGCGUACAAGCCGUGCAGUCUAUAUGGACGCUAUCAGUGCCGUCCGCCGACUGCUCAGGAUGUUCAUUCUUGAGUCGCAGCCGAUGAUCAUCAACGUAUUUGCGCCGUCUACCAAGGUCCUUAAGAUCUUAGCAGCAGUUGGUGCUAAUUAUCAGUUGGAUAAGACUGGUUCAGAUGACACUGAGAAUCUGAUACACGACCCCAAUUAUCGUCCGUUCAUUCUACAAGCUACACAAAUCUUCACCCACCAAGGCCGAACCCGAAGACUCUCGUGGGCAAUGGUGAGCGCCCAUGGCCGAGAGUGCACUUGUACCGGGCGGGUCAGCGGUAUCAUACGCAUGAAUAACACGAUUUUGAACUGGCAUGUCUGGAAGAAUGUGGAGCAUGGUCACUCGUCCCCGCACAUCGAGGACAAGGGGUAUCUCAUUGUUGGAGCUGAGGAGGAUAUGGUCUUGUCGAGUGGACGGCUUCCUCAAAAGUGGACUCGGUCAGAGGAUGACCGAGAUGUACUGGCGGAGAAUUCCAUGGAUCAGGCAACUUGGGUUGGAGAGUGGUUGGCUUCUUGA
Molecule: messenger RNA, 735 nt
Organism: Dothidotthia symphoricarpi CBS 119687
Lineage: Eukaryota; Fungi; Ascomycota; Dothideomycetes; Pleosporales; Dothidotthiaceae
Exons: 3
Coding region: 1-735 (244 amino acids)
Source: RefSeq, a predicted model, not a curated record